Molecule: messenger RNA, 606 nt
Organism: Orbilia oligospora ATCC 24927
Lineage: Eukaryota; Fungi; Ascomycota; Orbiliomycetes; Orbiliales; Orbiliaceae
Exons: 2
Coding region: 1-606 (201 amino acids)
Biological process (GO): superoxide metabolic process
Cellular component (GO): mitochondrion
Molecular function (GO): metal ion binding; superoxide dismutase activity
Source: RefSeq, a predicted model, not a curated record
AUGACAGAGAUAUAUACACUUCCUCCACUACCCUAUGCUUAUGAUGCACUGGAACCGUAUAUCUCUUCUCAAAUUAUGGAGCUUCACCACUCCAAGCAUCAUGCCACAUACAUUGCAAAUUUAAACAAGGCUUUAUCAUCUCCGAAAGCUUCGAAUACUCAAUCCCUAGUCCACUUCAAUGGUGGAGGACACAUCAAUCACUCCAUCUUUUGGAAUAACCUCACCCCUGCGUCGUCCGAAGAUGCAAAGCAAUCUGCUGCCCCAUUUCUGACUCAAGCAAUUGAGAGGGGAUUCGGUUCCUUUUCUGACUUCAAGACUAAAUUCAAUGCCGCUCUUUUGGGUAUCCAAGGUAGCGGGUGGGGGUGGCUCAUUGUGAAGGACGGGAAAUUGGAUAUCAUCACAACGAAGGAUCAGGAUACGGUUCCUGAGGAAACAACUGCUAUUUUUGGAGUUGAUAUGUGGGAACAUGCCUAUUAUCUCCAGUAUCUGAAUGGUAAAGCGGCCUACGUAGAGAACAUUUGGAAUAUCAUCAACUGGGGGUAUGCGGAGCGGAGGUUUACCGGCCACGCGGAUGGCGAAUUCAGGGAACUUAAGGCCAUGCUGUAG